Molecule: messenger RNA, 2046 nt
Organism: Penicillium bovifimosum
Lineage: Eukaryota; Fungi; Ascomycota; Eurotiomycetes; Eurotiales; Aspergillaceae
Product: T6SS phospholipase effector Tle1-like catalytic domain-containing protein
Exons: 2
Coding region: 1-2046 (681 amino acids)
Source: RefSeq, a predicted model, not a curated record
AUGGCUCAAGGGAAUGAACAUCAAGGCCCAUCGGCCAUGCCGAAACAAUUCGUGCUCUGCUUCGAUGGCACGGGAAACAAAUUUGCCGGCGAUGAGUCGGAUAGUAAUGUGCUCAAGAUCUUUCGUAUGCUCGACCGCAGCAAAAGCCACCAGUACCACUACUAUCAACCCGGUAUUGGCACAUAUGUGACGUCGAAGUCACUGUCUAGUCAUGGCCGAAUCCAGCGCAUCAAGUCCGCGUAUCAAAAGGCCAAGGACUCGGCGGUCGGUUCCUCUUUUGACGAGCAUGUCAUGGGCGGGUACAAGUUCCUGAUGCGGUACUAUUCGCCCGGUGAUGAGAUCUUCUUUAUCGGCUUCAGUCGCGGCUCGUACAUCGCGCGAUUCCUGGCAGAGAUGUUGGACUAUAUCGGUCUGCUCGAAGCCGGAAAUGAGGAGCUCGUACGCUUUGCAUGGAAGACAUUUGCCAAGUGGCAGCAGCGCUCCGGUGACACGGAAGAAGACCGAGAAGAAAAGAAAAGGCUUUUCACAUAUAUGAAAGCUUUCCGUGAGACCUUCAGUCGUCCCAUCUCACGUAUCCGCUUCAUGGGUCUUUUCGACACUGUAAACAGUGUGCCGCGCUUUGAGUCCGCAUGGAUGCAGCGCACGAAAUUCCCUUACACAGCUCGGAGUUCAGCCAAGAUAAUUCGCCACGCUGUGGGAAUUGAUGAGCGCCGCGCAAAGUUCCGUCAAGAUCUUAUCUCUGGGCCGCGUCCAAACGAAAUGAAACACCACCGUCACCGCCACCAUUUGCCUAAGAAUCCUCUGGAGCACCACAUGGACCGUCAUCGCGAUGCCAAUCACCAUCUGCAUAUCUUCCAUCAGGACCAGAUAAAGCAGAAGCCUCAGGAGGAGCAACCAGACAACGUUGAUAACGUUGACAACGUCCCGUCCUUCCGUCUCAAUGAUGGACCGGAGGAAGAACCGCAGGGGGGUGAGACUUCGGCGCCAGAUUCCCAGGUUCCUGGAUGGGGACCCGGUACCGGAGAGACGUACUACCACAGUGGGCGACCAGCUUCGCGUCCGGGUUCACGUCAAGGCUCACGCUCUGGGAGCGAUGCCGGCUCAUUUCAGUCCCACAAAUACCGCGCGCCCUCUCCACGAAAAAGCCUCGCAGUGCCCGACCUGACAGGUGAUGGUGCGCGCUCAGUGAGCUCAGUAAAGAGCAAAGACUCAUUCCAGAGCAUCCACUCCAACACGCUCUCGGUGCAGGUCCCCGCCAUCGUAGACGCCGAGUCAAACGAGGACGAAGAAGAGCAAGAUAUCCACGAGGUCUGGUUCCCAGGGUGUCAUGCAGACAUCGGCGGCGGAUGGAAGCUCUCUGACGGCGAAUCGUGGGCUCUCAGUCACUCCCCACUUGUAUGGAUGACGCAGGAAGCACAAAAGGCUGGGCUGGAGCUGGAUGAGCGCAAAAUGAAGCAGUUCCAGUGUCUUGAGGAGUUCAGUGGCGACUACUCGCCCGUCCAGGCGGAGAUCGGCGCACAUCGGUCGAGUCGAUGUGUUGAGCCUCAUGCUAAUGACCCGGAUGCUUACCGCUCCAUGCCUGAGGACAAACAGCGCUCUGCUGCGAGUCGCGACUUCUGGCAUGCGCUGCACAUGUCCAGUACUAAGGGUCUGCUGCACGAUUGCUUGAUGUUCAACCAGGGUAUUCCUGCCAUGUCAGUUAUCACAUGGCGCAUCAUGGAGUGGCUGCCGUUCCGUCGUAUGGAUUUGCAACCUGAUGGGUCGUGGAAACCAAUCAGCUGGCCGCUGCCUCGUGGUGAGGUGCGGGAUAUUCCAGAGGAUGCCGAAAUUCACGUAUCCGCUAUCCGACGUAUGCAGGCAGAUCCCAAAUAUCGACCUGGCAAUCUGAUUGUCGGUGGCGGUGGUCGUGGUAUUCGAGUUGCGCCGCCGGAGUACGGUAUGGGCGAAUGGGUGGCGUUCAAGAAUGAAGGCGAUGCGGUGCGGGAGACUUACGUCCGCAAGGCUGUCUCUAAGUGCAAGGAGAACAAGGAGAGGACUAAAUCUUAG